Zymoseptoria tritici IPO323 is the source of this 2108-nucleotide messenger RNA. RefSeq lists its product as uncharacterized. The record is from RefSeq and is a predicted model, not a curated record. Lineage: Eukaryota; Fungi; Ascomycota; Dothideomycetes; Mycosphaerellales; Mycosphaerellaceae. Gene Ontology annotation, biological process: conjugation with cellular fusion. The coding region runs from base 321 to 2108 and encodes 595 amino acids. The transcript has 3 exons. Gene Ontology annotation, cellular component: mating projection tip. Gene Ontology annotation, molecular function: phosphatidylinositol binding; protein binding.
CACAACACCGCCACCACCCCGCCUCCGCGCCUGCAAUCGAAAACACUGCUUUUCGCGACUUUACUCCCUCCCACCGCGACCGAGGCAGGCGACGACGUAUACGAUAGUGGCUCAUUCCGCCGGAAAUCGCGACCAGAGACGACUUCGGCUUUGUGACGGCUGUCUUACACCCACAUUCAUUGUUCGGCAGGCGCAGAGAGGACACCAUUCUUACCACGGUCGCUUAAGAGGAGGACAAUCGCGAAGGUACAGUGCUAUUGUGCGCGCGACAAUUUCCUUUCUGUAAGAGGCGCGCUCAAGUGUGAGCAUAAGCAGCAAGGAUGGACAAAAUGGCUAUGAAGUUCCGACGGUCGAUCAAGAGCGACAAGCACGACUCGGCGAAACAACCUGUUCCGAUAUCAGUCCAGAACAAGGACGCCAUCGCAAUCGAGCCGCCCAAAAAGGUCAUAAAAGCGAUAUACGAUUACAAUGCGCCCGCCGACUCUGACAUGUAUCUUUCCUUUUCUGCCGGCGACUUCCUGCACGUUCUGAGCCGCGAAAACGAUGCGGACUGGUACGAAGCCUGCAACCCCUUGCGCAAUGCGCGAGGACUGGUUCCAGUGAAAUAUUUCGAGAUUGUUGGAAAGACAGUGCGCGACAGCGGCGACUCCGCGCAAUCCAUAUCCAGUACCACACACGAUAGCGGCUACGCCGAGGGCUCUACCCCACCUGCGCCGAGAAUGAGUACCGUACCGCCAAUGCCGGGCCACCGACCAACCAAGUCUUACAGUGGGAGCAAGGCACCCGGCGGUGUUUAUGGCGUCGUGUCGUACGACUUCCACGCGGAACGACCGGACGAGCUGGAUGCAAAGGAGGGUGAGGCGAUCAUUGUCAUAGCGCAGUCGAAUCCGGAAUGGUUUGUCGCAAAGCCUAUAACUCGCCUAGGAGGACCCGGACUCAUUCCAGUAUCAUUCAUCGAGAUUCGAGACAUGACGACGGGCAAGGCUGUGGAGGAUCCGGUGGCCGCGGUGUCGGCGGCAGGCAUUCCAAAGGUGGAGGAGUGGAAAAAGAUGGCGGCCGAAUACAAGAACAACAGCGUACCUCUCGGCACUGUGUCAAUCUCCGGUAAUCUCGAGCAGGGCAUGGGACGAAUGAGCGUGAACGGACAGAGCGCAUAUGGACAGCAAAGACAUUCUCGGCAGACCAGCAUGUCGCAGCAGAACGUCUUCGCCGCGGUGCGAGCGUCUGUACCGCGAUUCAUCUUUUCGGACGACAAAUUCCACUUCAUCGUGGAGUGCAGGCUGUCAAACGGCUCGCACUGGGAUCUUUCGCGCAUUUACGAGGACUUUUACGAACUGCAAAUUAAUUUGAUCAACGCAUUUCCCGAAGAGGCGAGGACGGCACCGAAUAAACCCCGGAUACUGCCAUACAUGCCAGGACCGGUCAAGUUUGUCACAGACAGCAUCAGCGAGGGACGAAGAGCAAAUCUGGACGAGUACCUCCGCGAUCUGCUAAAGCUGGCACCACACAUCACAAACUCAUCCCUGGUACGGAACUUCUUCGCACCACGGGAAGGCGACUACGAAAUCGAUCCGAACGCAGUGGAUCUCAACGAACACGCCCGACCCUCCGAUCCUCGCGCACGAUACUCCCAAUCCUCGCAAAUAUCCCACCAAACAACCGCUCCCGUUCGGCCAUCGCACCAAUACUCCGCCUCCCAAUCCACAACCCUCAACUCCGCCACUGGACCCUACGCGCACCGCCCUUCUCAAUCUUCCCAAGCCAACGGCUCCUUCACUUCCAGCCAACAAACCCUCCCCGCGCCCGGCGGCGGCACCAGCACGCCCAACGCGCCGGUGAAAGUCAAGGCCUGGUUCGACCGCGAUACGUGCGUCGUCAUCCGCAUGGCGCCGCGGGGACAAUUCACGUACGACGAACUGCACAAGAAAAUCGUGGAGAGGAGGAAGUUGGAGUAUAAGGGUCAGGAUCAGGAUGAUGAGGAUCUGGAUAUUGAGUAUCGGGAUGAGAAGGAUGGGGAGUAUUAUCGAUUGGAAGGGGAUGAGGAUCUGGAUAUCGCCGUGGAGAGGAAUGAGAAGUUGACGUUGGCGGUGAGGGCGGCGGGGUCGUGA